CAAUUAUUAUAAAUUUUCAGCUUCAAGAGAAACAUACUUCGUUCAUCAUCUCAUAUAUUUCCUUUUAUUAUAAAUUUCCAGCUUCAAAAGAAAUUUACUUCGUUCAUAUUAAGUUAUGAAUAAUACCAACCCUUUACAAAAUAGUAAUCUUAGUGGCAACAAUAAUGAAUUUAAUUAUACCGAUAAUAUAUCACAACCCAGUGAUAUCCAGGGACAUUCUUCAACAAAUAAUAAUAACUAUAGUUCUUCUUACGACAGUAAUAAUAACUUAUCCGUGAUUGAUGAUAAUAAUUUUUCCGCACAUCCAAGCAUUCAUGGCUCAAAUUUCCAGCAAAAUAACACUACAAUUUCCCCUUCACAACCCACGUCCAAUGGCAUUCCUAACAAUAGUGAUAGUAUUCCUAAUAAUCAACCAUUUAACUCUUCAGAUAAUGCUCCUUUUGGUUUUCAAUUCACGCCCACGUCCAAUAACACUUCACCUCCACAAUAUGUUAACAAAGAUUUGCCUCGGUCUAAUAAUGUCUUUCCUUGCAUUAAUUAUGGCAAUUUUAAUUGUCAUGAGGUAAAAUAUAAUAUUGGCACAAUUUCUAAUAAUACUAAUUCAGAUAUUCUUCGGCAAAUUCUGGAUAAUUGGUCCUCAAUAAACAACCCACAAACUCGAUCCCAAUAAUGAAAUCUCUAUUCGGUGACUUUCGUGAUUCAUAUAUAUAUAUAUCUCUUAUUAUACUAUAUCACAAUUUUAUAUAUAACAUUAGAUUUUAUCCUUUAGAAUUUCUUUUAUUUCAUCCCAGCAUUAAAACAAUUAUAUUAUUAAUUUUUCGUAGUAUUCAUUUAUAAAUAAAUAAACAAAAC
Molecule: messenger RNA, 852 nt
Organism: Rhizophagus irregularis DAOM 181602=DAOM 197198
Lineage: Eukaryota; Fungi; Glomeromycota; Glomeromycetes; Glomerales; Glomeraceae
Source: RefSeq, a predicted model, not a curated record